Bacidia gigantensis is the source of this 1575-nucleotide messenger RNA. RefSeq lists its product as uncharacterized. The transcript is spliced from 2 exons. Gene Ontology annotation, cellular component: mitotic spindle; MWP complex; microtubule organizing center. Lineage: Eukaryota; Fungi; Ascomycota; Lecanoromycetes; Lecanorales; Ramalinaceae. Gene Ontology annotation, biological process: microtubule anchoring at mitotic spindle pole body; protein localization to mitotic spindle pole body; mitotic sister chromatid segregation. The record is from RefSeq and is a predicted model, not a curated record. Bases 1 to 1575 code for a protein of 524 amino acids. Gene Ontology annotation, molecular function: protein binding.
AUGUCAAGUUUCCCAGCUGUGCGUAGUGCGGUGCCCUCCCCAGACGGCUCCCUAGUCGCAACGCUUCAAAAGUCCCGGCUUCUCGUUAGAUCUGCUGCGACAAGUGAGGUUAUCGUAUCUUGGCCAUUAGCAGCGGAAUUUGUCAUCAAAUGUAAUACUAUCCAAUGGUCGCGUAGUAGCAGAGAUCGUACUGCCAAUGAGCAGCGAAUUCUGCUCGCGGAUCAGGACAGCGUGCGAAUAUACUGCACUGAGGAUCCGAAUUGGCAAGCUUCUGUUGACAACGCAGCUGGAAAUCUUGGCCAACUUUCCAACGUGGUAUUUGGACAUUCGUUGAGUGACAUACUUGUUUUCUCGGAUUUCGGCGUCAAACUCACCAUCUGGUCUCUCAUCACGAGGCGAGGAUCCGAAAUCAGGGAUCCAAAAUCUUCCGUGGCAUGCUUUGAUAUAAGGUCAGAAACGGGUCAUCUAGCUCUUUUGACACGAACGACUGCGCAAGAUACUUUACUUUUGCUUCAACCUGCGACUUUCGAAUUACUGAAAAGUGUAGAACUCUCAACGGUCGAUGCCCAGGAGGUUCGCUGGAGCCGUGAUGGGCGUUGGAUUGCUAUCAGAGACAUCGCAAGUGUAGGACACAGAGUUCAAAUCUACACGGCAGACGGGCAUCUUUUCAGAACAUUUAGCGGAGUGCAAGAUCCGGAUCAGAUUGAACUGGGCGUGAGAUGUAUGGAAUGGACGGCGUCUGGAUUGCUUGUCAUUGGCGACUAUAAUGACAAUGUCACGGUGCUAAGCAAGACCACGUUCAAUCCUUUAAAGACAUUACACCAUACGACUCCCAUCAGUCUUCCUGGUAUUGAAAUUUGGGAGGAGCAACUCAAGGCUGGGAUGGAGAGAAGCUACGCCUUGGCCGCUCAUCCUGCAAAUCCACCAUCUUCGUCUGCAAUUACCAAAUCGCUUCCCGCAAAGCAAGGUGUCUCCGUGAUGGCUUUAAACUCUGACCAGACAAUGCUCGUGACAAGGUCGGACGCAGCACCUACAACCGCAUGGUUAUGGUCGAUGAAGACUUUGAAGCCAAUUACAGUCCUAAUUCACCAUUCUCCGAUAAGACAUUUGAAUUGGCAUCCGCAACAACCUGAUCUACUUCUCAUUCACUGCGCUUUUCAAGAGCCUACGGUCCACUUUUGGAAAUCUAAUUGGGAUAGUCCACUAGCGAUUAAGCUUCCACUAGAGAGAGCUGCUGGGAGGCUGGAAUCAUCCUGGGUCCAAAGCAAUGACGCCGAAAAUUUCAGUGUUCUACUAAGCUCUUCGGUAUCCUCUAUAGUCUCUCGAAUCUCGGCUGCAGGAGAACUUGUCCAUGUCAAUAACGCAUCACACACCAAGACAGAGAUGAUGAUUGAUGAAGCUGGCGUUGAGGACAUGUUCGACGAAGGAAAUUCACUUGAAUUCUCGCCAGUCAGAUUUGAGGACACCAUGGGAUAUGGAACUUUGAACGACCUUGGUAGAUCGAAUUUGGGGACUACUGAGGCAAUCGUUGAUGACACCUUUCAUUAUCGCAGACAAAAUCAAGCGAUUGCUUGA